Molecule: messenger RNA, 1864 nt
Organism: Mercenaria mercenaria
Lineage: Eukaryota; Metazoa; Mollusca; Bivalvia; Venerida; Veneridae
Product: adiponectin-like
Exons: 2
Coding region: 1-705 (234 amino acids)
Molecular function (GO): protein binding
Source: RefSeq, a predicted model, not a curated record
AUGCAUCUACAACAGGAUAAAAAAAGUAAUAAGGCAAAUUCUGACAAUUAUCAAAAGGCUCGGUUUGGACAUGAAAUUAAAGGUACAGCGAAAGCCAAAGAAUCAAAAUCAGAAAGGCAUUCCCGAUCACUUGAACAAGUUUCGACAAGUCGGGGAGAAAUUGAUAGUUACAAAACACACGCAUUUUUUACAAAUAUCAAUGAAAAACAAGUGCAAGAAAAAUCAAAAGAAGUUGAACAAAAGAAUGAAUAUAUCCCAAAGAAAACAGAAGAACUGUUUGAUCAGUCAUUAAGAUAUCGAAGAGCAACAGCUGAAAAUGUUGCGUUUUCUUAUUAUCUUGACCACGAACUUACAGACAUUUCACAUGGAACUACGAUCAUCUGCAACCAAAUCCUUAUAAAUGAGGGCGAUGGAUAUAACGCUAAAACGGGAAUUUUCACGGCACACAUUCCAGGGGUCUAUUUCCUUGCGUACAGUAUUGAUUCCAAAGUGACUGACACAAAUGUUAGGUUAUUGCUAGACGGAACAAAUUUGGUCGAUGCUGUUGCACAAGUUGACACAAUGGGAAGUAAUAUGGCUAUAGUAAGGCUGGAGAGAGGUCAAUCGGUAUGGCUUGAAACGCAUCAUCUUGAUCACAGAGAGUUUAUUUCAACUUCUACAUUCCACAUGGUUUCAUUUUCUGGAUUCCUCAUAUAUCAGUAUUAACAUACAUACACCUUUAUAUUUUUGGGUCGGAUUAUCUCAAAUUCAAAAUCGAUUGUAUUAUUGUCUGAAUGAAUUCAAUGUCCAUUAACUAAACGUUUUGUUUUGUUCUUUUUUUCUACUAUUGUGUCUGAUCAUAUACGGUAUAAACAAAUAUUAAGAUAAAGUACCCUAUAUCAAGCAUUUGUACGUUUUUAUUUCAUAGAAUUCAGUUGCCCGAUGGACUAUGGAUUGUAAAGCUUAUAAUAGAUGUAAAAAAAUGUAUAAGUAAUGUGUAUAAGUAUGUAUUCAUAAAAAGAUCGGUAAUCGUUUUUUUCCCUUGGGAAGGGGUUAACGUCAUGCCAACACAAUUAUAGGCUAUAUGGCGAGUUUCCAGCUAGGUAGGCAUUAUUUCACCUCAUCCGGCCACCGACCUUCCAUAAGCUGGAUGCCGCUUUCUUACGCGACGAAUUCUACGCCCCAAGCGAGGCUCGAACCCACAUUAAGAGGGACAAGUGAUUAGAAGCUAGCGACCUAAACCAUUUGGCCAUGGCGGCACGUAAGAACUACUUGUGGUUCAAAAAUGAUGAUUAUUAUCAUCAUUACAUAACAACAAUGAUAAUAUGAUUAAAAUACAGAAUGUAAGCCUUGUUCAUAAUUCAACAUUGCUGCAAUUUUUAUCAAAGAUGUUCGUAAAGAAUGUAUGUAAAUAGUUCGUACCAAUGACCACAUAAAGAAAGCAAACUUUACUAUGUAUGUAUACGAUUGAGCCGUUUCUUAAAUUCUUGAUUAUAACAUAUCUAGCUUGGAAAGUCUUGAACACCACUUAAUAUCAGAAGACAGUUCUCUUGGUAAAAUGGAUAUUUUAUUGUAAAACGUUUUGAACUAUUUGCCGAGACACAUUGAAAUGAAUUUUCAAUAACUGCUAAUUAAAGAAUUCACCUCGAGAUUUUUAAGAUUCUGUCAUUCUCUUAAAGGCCAAACGUAGAGUUUUAUCAGUUGAAUCAAACGAAUUUAUUUUUUGUUUUGUUUUUCAUCUGCAUGAUGUUUUAGUAGUUCCAAAUUGAAUUCUUAACAGGAUUUGCUCAGAGCUCACUGACUGCAUAGCCUGAUUACAAUAUCAAUUUGUCAUUAUAGUUAUAACUUGCAAUAUUAAGAUUUGAAUAAAAGGAGAACCAUUCUU